Molecule: messenger RNA, 759 nt
Organism: Vigna angularis (adzuki bean)
Lineage: Eukaryota; Viridiplantae; Streptophyta; Magnoliopsida; Fabales; Fabaceae
Exons: 3
Coding region: 1-759 (252 amino acids)
Molecular function (GO): nucleic acid binding; zinc ion binding
Source: RefSeq, a predicted model, not a curated record
AUGGCACCUAAGCCUCCUGCUCCUCCACCCACAAAUCCUGAUGCACUUGAUAUGAUGAGAAUGAUGGAAUCAGUGAUUAGUGCGAUGUCGGGCUUUCUAUCAAGGAAUUCUAUCAAGGAAUUCCCUGCUUUAGUGGAGAUGGCAAGAGUCUUAGAGAAGACUAAGUUGGAAGUUGAUAGCCAAAAGAGCCAGCCGUUGAGAGUGGGAGGUCCAGUGAUGUCCAGAGGUGGUUCUAGUUCUAGGAGGACUCCCUAUUCUAGGUCUCCUUCUCAUGUGCCUAUAGGGUCUUCUUCUCAGGCUUUUGUGUCGUCUAGACCUUCCAGCAAUUCUGUGGGAGUGAGAUGCUAUUCUUGUGGAGGUCCCCAUCUUCAGUCAGUCUGUCCUCAGAUGGAGGGUUUCAAGAGGUGUAAUAUAUGCCGUGUUGAUGGGCAUUAUGCCAAGGAUUGUCCUAUUGUCAGGAGGACAGAUUGUGUUGCUGAUUUGGGAUUAGUUGUGAGAGAGUUACAAUAUGAUUUGGCUGUAGCUACUCCCACUUCGGGGUUGGUCAAGACAUCUACUUUGUGUGCUAGAUGUUCUGUGGUUGUAGAAGGGAGUCGGUUCAAGGUAAACCUCAUUUGUUUACCUUUGCAAGGUUUAGAUGUGAUCUUGGGGAUGGAUUGGAUAUCUGCUAAUCGCAUUCUCAUAGACUGUGGUGAGAAGAAGUUAGUAUUUCCUGAAGAAGAAGUGGCAGUGUUGUUGUCUUCGGGACAACUGAAGUAA